Phascolarctos cinereus (koala) is the source of this 2050-nucleotide messenger RNA. It is a transcript of the gene PINX1, whose product is annotated as PIN2 (TERF1) interacting telomerase inhibitor 1. Gene Ontology annotation, cellular component: nucleolus. NCBI's taxonomy places the organism in Eukaryota, Metazoa, Chordata, Mammalia, Diprotodontia, Phascolarctidae. The record is from RefSeq and is a predicted model, not a curated record. Gene Ontology annotation, molecular function: telomerase inhibitor activity; nucleic acid binding.
CUGUGUCGUCAUCGGGCCGCGUCGCCACUGGCGGCGUUUCCUCGCAGCCCGCGUGUGGUUCCUGGUAGUUUGAGGCAGUCGUGCUCCGGGAGACCGGCUAGCCGGACUGUCUUCCGGCGUGGUGGUCCAGGGCCGGCCCCUGUGGCGUUUGGGCUCCCCCAGAAUGGCGAUGCUGGCUCAACCUCGGCGGAAGCAGAAGUGGUCUGUGGAUCCAAGGAAUACUGCGUGGAGUAAUGAUGAUUCCAAGUUUGGCCAAAAGAUGCUGGAGAAGAUGGGGUGGUCCAAGGGAAAGGGUCUAGGGGCUCAGGAGCAAGGAGCCACAGAACAUAUUAAAGUUCAAGUUAAAAACAACCAGCUUGGGUUGGGAGCCUCAGCCAAUCAUGAGGACAACUGGCUGGCUCCCCAAGCGGAAUUUAAUCAACUUCUUGCUGAAUUGAACAGUUGUCAUGGACAAGAAGAUAAAGAUUUUUCAGAAAACAAGGAGAAAAAAUCCUUUAGCCUUGAAGAGAAGUCGAAGUCCUCAAAAAGACGUGUUCACUAUACAAAAUUUACAAAAGGAAAGGAUCUUUCUUCUCGGAGUAAAACAGAUCUGGAUUGCAUUUUUGGGAAAAGGCAAAAGAGUGAGCUUUCAAAGGAAGAUCAUAGUCCAACUGCUGCAACUGAGGAAAAACCCACUCCCACGGUAACCAGUAACCUCACUGUACAGGAAUAUUUUGCCAAACGAAUGUUGGAGCUAAAGAACAAAUCAACAGCCUUACACACAGCUUCUGCUGAAACCAAGCCUUUUGAAGAAAAAAGGACUGAACAGAAAAAAGAAAAGAAAAAAAGGAAAGAAGCCGAGGACUGGAAUAGACCCAAGGCCAAACAUACCAAAAAGGAGAGUCUGGAGGAAGAGGACGCAUGGCAUGCUGAGAACCAGGGUAGAGACUCUGAUUGUGAGCAGUGUCUUGAUGCUUAUCCCCAGGAGAGACCAGUUUGUGAUGAGCAAAAGCCUAGUACAGGGACCUCUGCCAUAGAACUGAGAAAGAAAAAAAAAGAAAAAGCAGGAGGAAAUUGUCAUGGGAUCUGUCAAAAAUCAAACGUCAGAGAGGCGGAAGAAGAAGAAGAAGAAGAAAAGCCUUGAAUAAAGAAGGUUCCUUUACUUGGACUUUAUAUCAUUUGAAUAUCGUAAUACUUUUAGUGCAGCCUUAUGCAAAAAAAAAAAAAACAACCCAGCCCACAAAGAAAGAAAAAAGUCUUGGCCUGAAGUUAGAGCAGAGUUUACCCUAGAUGAUUUGUUCACAUCUUUUAACAUGCCCAAGGAUUGCUGGGUCUCGCCCUCUCAUCACAUUUUUCCCAACUACCAAAAUUCCCUGAAGAACUUGAAAAACAAUCCAAAUCAUGUUCUCUGAAGCAAGAUUAUUUUUAAGACCCUGGAUCCUUCAUUGUUUAUAUAUAUGAGGGGUGGGGAGGGGUGAGGGGGAGGGUAGAGGAGAGAGAAACAUAAGUGAGGUAUAUAUGUCUUUGCAUAUGCACACACAGAUAUUUGAAAUUUCCACUGCUUCCUUUGGCAAUAAUAAAUUAUGCUUCCUUUUAAAAGAUUUGCUCUAAUUAAAGGAUUAUAAGUCGAUGCUGGAGAAUAUAACCAAAUAGUUCCUAUUGUUCUCUAGCCAACCAAUACAUUUGUACCAACUAGGAAUUAUGUGUUUUUGUUUUUUUAAUUUCUAGUUCUUGCCCUAGGUUGGCUUUCUGAAUGGGCAUUUCUGUUGCUUCUCUUCCACUGAUCAGUGGCUAUCAAGCAUUCCAAAGAUUCUAGGUGACUUCAAACUAGAAGUCUUUAACUAGAUUCUCUGUGUGGUUUUGGUCUCAUAAGUGUUAGAAGAGACUUUUUGUGCCUACGUUGAAUUUUACCCUUUCUGAGCUAUUUGCAUGUAUUUGGUUGUACGUGAUGCUGAAUCAACCAUGUCUUUGGAAUAAUAUUGCCAGAACAGCCUUGCCCCAAUUACAAUAAUCAGAUAUGCAAAAUCUACCAAAAUAAAAUAAAAACUGAAAGCUAAAGAUUUUCGCAUUA